This is a messenger RNA of Rotaria socialis, 1413 nucleotides long. The record is from the annotation of a GenBank genome assembly. NCBI's taxonomy places the organism in Eukaryota, Metazoa, Rotifera, Eurotatoria, Philodinida, Philodinidae.
AUGUCUAGUUCCGGCGGCAGUAACCCAAAAAAACCACGCAUCGAUUCAAAUAGUUUACUUUCAGCUAUACCUUCGCGAAUGCCGUUAUCAAAUGGCCCUAGCUCAUCGGGUGCUCGUCCACUUGUUGCAUUACUCGAUGGACGUGAUUGUACAAUUGAAAUGCCUAUAUUGAAAGAUAUUGCAACGGUAGCGUUUUGUGAUGCACAAUCAACAUCGGAAAUCCAUGAAAAAGUUUUAAAUGAAGCUUCGGCUGCAUUAGUUUGGCAUGCGAUUACAUUGAAAAAAGAAGAUUUAGCAAAAUUCAAAGCUCUGAAAUUAAUUGUACGCAUCGGCGCUGCCUAUGAUAAUAUUGAUAUUAAAGCAGCUGGUGACCAAGGUAUUGCCGUAUCCAAUAUUCCAUCACUAUACGUUGAAGAAAUGGCUGAUACAACAUUAAGUAUGAUAUUAAAUUUAUAUCGUCGUACAGCAUGGUUAGCGCAAACAGUUAAAGAAGGUAAACGUGUGUCAACACCGGAACAAAUUCGAGAAGUUGCAGCUGGGUGUGCAAGAAUUCGAAAUGAAACAUUAGGUAUUGUUGGUCUUGGUCAAGUCGGUAUGGCUGUCUCUAUGCGCGCAAAAGUAUUUGGUUUUAAUGUUAUAUUUUUUGAUCCUUAUCUCUCGGAUGGAAUUGAGAAAGUUUUAGGAAUUACUCGUGUAUUUACAUUACAAGAUUUACUCUAUCGUUCAGAUUGUGUCACACUUCAUUGUUCACUUAAUGAACAUAAUCACCAUUUAAUUAAUGAUUUUACAAUAAAACAAAUGAGACCAGGAGCAUUUCUUGUGAAUGUAUCACGCGGUGGUCUUGUUGAUGAAACAGCGCUCGCUGCAGCAUUAAAAGAUGGUCGAAUUCGUGGUGCAGCAUUGGAUGUUCUUGAAAAUGAACCAUAUAAUAUAGCUGCUGGACCAUUAAAAGAUGCAAAUAAUCUACUAUGUACACCGCGAACAUCAUGGUAUAGUGAAGCUAGUUCACAAGAAAUUCGCGAAAAUGCAGCACAUGAAGUACGUCGUGGGUUGACAGGAAAACUACCUGGUGCACUUCGAUAUUGUGUUAAUAGAGAUUAUCUUAGUGUCGCACGUUCUGCCUAUGAUGGUGUCCUUAAUGGAGUCUCGCCAUUUUCAUCAUUAUUUCCAUUAGGUGCUCCAUUUCUUUCUCAAGCAGCAGCUAAUCCACUCUUAAGUGAUGCAUCUAUUCAACAAACAUUAGCUGCAGCAGCAAAUAGCAGCACGCCAUCAUUACUUUCAUCGGCUGGUAAUAGCUCAUCUGUAGUUAUGCCACUAGCUCUUGGAGAAUCAGCCCUUCAAUCUGCAGUUAAAGCAGCAGCUGUUGCUGCACACGGAAGUAACAAUGGCGGAGAUUCAAAUGGCGGAGAUUGA